This is a messenger RNA of Linnemannia hyalina, 2343 nucleotides long. NCBI's taxonomy places the organism in Eukaryota, Fungi, Mortierellomycota, Mortierellomycetes, Mortierellales, Mortierellaceae. The record is from the annotation of a GenBank genome assembly.
AUGCCCGGAAGUUAUCCCUCGAGCCCACCAAUGGGUCCCUCCAACAACAACAGCAGCAGCCACAGCGGGUCCAGUAGAGCCCUAGGAGCAACUAUUCAAAAUGCUCACUACCCGAACCACCAUCAGCGCCAUUCACAACACCGUCAUCGUCGUCACCACUCGAUGCAGACAAUCAUGUCAGCCGAAGCUCCUCAAAGCGCACUCAACACGAUAGGGAACAACAACCGGAGUACUCGUUCCCCUCGUCAUUCUCGUGACGACAACAACGUCCCUCAGCUUCGUCAACCUGCGCCAGACCUAACAAUACGCUUUUCCGAGUUUGUUCGCUCUCCUCGUCAAACGGCAACCAGUCAACAUCCAGUGAUCGAGUCCUACAUCGACAAUGAAGACUACCAGUCUCUUCUGGCCGCAGUCUCCAGCAUCCGUAUGUCCCGUCCUCAACACCAGCAGGAUACUCCUCGACCGGAUGCUGCCGACAGAGUUGGUUCUUUGGAGGAGCAGCAUUCUAGUGGCCAAGUUGUUACCCUGCCUGACGAUGAUGAGAUUGACGAGCAAAUGUUGGAAGUAGAAGAGCCGGAGGACAACGAGGAGAUGUACGACAGCACGUCUAGCAGUGUCAUCGAGGACAUCUAUGACCUUCAACACAUCAUGAUCCACAACCAACUAGAGUUUGAGAACCAGAUGCGCCGAGCCCGUGAAGAUUAUGCCCGUCAUCGAGACAAUGCCCUGGCCGAGAUCGAACAGAACCAAGAAGCCGCCAACCAGAACCAGUCUAGCGACCACCCCUCUUCCUCCUACGAGACCCUGAACUCGCCCGGUGAAUCGAUGAUCCCGACAGGCAUGGAGGAGCCUCUUCGGACUAUGGAAUCUCACUUUAACUCGCCUGCCGAACACUACUCAAAUGUGACCGACAAUCCCCGCCCAACCAUUUCGUCGUCUUAUUUUUCGCCUACUUCUGAAUCAACCAUUGUUCUCUCCUCGCCACCCCCAGGUCGGUCCUCUACAGGAGUGUCUCAACACAACGAACAACAAGAAACCGGGCGUCCGAGUCAUAAUGUUGCAGCCGGCAACAUGAGCAGCACUGCCGAGGCAUUGCGCUUUGGAAACGGUCCUUAUCGGCCCUUUGUCACCGGCAGAGAUAUCAACCACCAGCAACAGCAGCAGCAUGAUAUACAGGAACAACAACAGCAGCAGCAAUACGCUCGACAACAAGGCCAGCCAUUUUCAAGUUAUUCAGGCAGAAGAGAGAGCGAGGGCGGUAUGAACGACCCGAUGGAUCAGGAUGGCAACUUCGUUGUUGUCGGUGAGAAUGAGGGUGGUCAAUGGUCUAUUUAUGGCUCUUUGACACAAUCUAGCAAUUCGUUUGAGCAGCACCGGUACCAGUACUAUCGGCAACAACAGCAACAUCAUCAGUUCACUCAAGACCGCAACGACCUUACGGCAGGAGGAUUCCCCGUUGUUCGACCUUCAGUCGCUCAACCCACUCUCCGCACCAACCCAACGUCGUACCCAAUACAUCUCGAUGCGACCAGGCGUGGUCCCCAUGCAGUUGCGCCAAUACUGUUUGCCAACAGUGGUCCAGUUAGCCCCUCAAGCAAUAUUCCUAUCCCUUCUCGCUACAUCAACCCUCAACCCCUUGCUCAUCCUCAGUACACCUCUUCCUUCACAGCCACUUCAACAUCUUCAAACUUUUACCGACCCAACAACAUCGCUACCGGUCAAGCCCAAUAUGCAUACCGCCGAUCGAACGCGACAAACAACUACCAGUUACCAAGUGGACCUCGCCAACGAGCAGUCAACGGUCCUUCACAGUCGUAUUCUGAGACUGUUGAGCGAGCAGAGGCUGGAGGGUGGACUCCCACAUCCCACACAUCGGCAGCAGGAUCAACAUUGACUUCACGGUACGACGAGUCGCUUGAGUACCGAGAGCGACACAAUAUCGGUUUGAAGGAGGUUGUCAGGAUGGCCUGUCGUUUUUGCGAGACUAUUAUUUGUGAGCGCGGAAUGAAGGCUCAGCUGUUGGCCGAUCAAAGUGUCGCGCUGCUGUCCACAGAUGAUGCUCCUCAAUCUGGUAACGCGAUUGGAUAUCACAUCACCCAGCCGUGCGAUAAAUGCCUUAACGCCGAGAACAAUGGCCAUCUGUGGCUCUUCCAUCCCGAGUAUAUUUUGAGCUGUCUACGCUGGGAUCCUGCCUUUAUGCGGCCGCUUCGAUGGGGUGAGCUUCCACGACCUGAGCAGGAUUUUGACACCUUGAGUCUCGGCAAAGUGAUACAAGGGAGACCAAACGGCGCGAUGGAUGUUGGGGGCAUGGUCCGUCGAGAGUACGAUGCCAUCUGUCGCUAA